Molecule: messenger RNA, 2017 nt
Organism: Sinocyclocheilus rhinocerous
Lineage: Eukaryota; Metazoa; Chordata; Actinopteri; Cypriniformes; Cyprinidae
Product: heparan sulfate glucosamine 3-O-sulfotransferase 6-like
Exons: 3
Coding region: 374-1528 (384 amino acids)
Molecular function (GO): [heparan sulfate]-glucosamine 3-sulfotransferase activity
Source: RefSeq, a predicted model, not a curated record
AUUUUUUAGAGUGUACUAUUAUAAGGAGAGCAAAUAUUAAUGUGCACCACUGUGGCCAAAUGCAUGCCAUAUUUCAUCCCGUGCUCAUCUGAUGCAUCAGUAGAGCAGCAUUAAACCCGCCGUCAGCCUCCAAUCAAACAGUGCUGAAGUUUCAUGAAUGGAGGACAGCAAUCCUACAAUGACAACCUCUGGGAGUAUGGAAGCGCACGUCUGCUCGAUCCUUGUCACACAAUGACGCUCUAUAAGGCGGGUUUGGUUCAGGAACGCUGCUCCGUGCCGCGCGAUGUCUUCGGCUCCGCUGCGCUGUCGUUCGUCAAAGCGAAGCAGGUGAAGUCCUGAAGAGAAUGGCCGUCAGCAGAGCGUCCUCGGAGGGAUGGCAACUUUUAGCAACGCGCCCCUGGACCUCCGGAGACUCUUGCAGAGACUAGUCAUCAUGUUUUCCUUCAGCAUCAUAGGCGCCUCGAUCCUCUACCUUCUGCUGGGACGCUGCGAGCCGGACGCGGGGGACAGUUGGGGAUGGAAUAACAAUAAGACGCCUGAUAGCGUGGAUGCAAACAGCUCAGGGAAGGACCUCCCGCACGCGCUCAUCAUCGGAGUGAAGAAGGGAGGCACGCGAGCGCUGCUGGAGUUCCUGCGGCUGCAUCCGGAUAUCCGGGCGCUCGGCGCAGAGCCGCACUUCUUUGACAGACACUACGCGCGCGGAAUCGGCUGGUACAGCAUCAUAGGCGCCUCGAUCCUCUACCUUCUGCUGGGACGCUGCGAGCCGGACGCGGGGGACAGUUGGGGAUGGAAUAACAAUAAGACGCCUGAUAGCGUGGAUGCAAACAGCUCAGGGAAGGACCUCCCGCACGCGCUCAUCAUCGGAGUGAAGAAGGGAGGCACGCGAGCGCUGCUGGAGUUCCUGCGGCUGCAUCCGGAUAUCCGGGCGCUCGGCGCAGAGCCGCACUUCUUUGACAGACACUACGCGCGCGGAAUCGGCUGGUACAGCAUUAAGACGCAUGCCAUGUCUCGCGACAUCAAGCUGAUGGUGGUGGUGCGAGACCCCGUCACCCGCGCCGUGUCAGACUACACCCAGAUCACCUCCAAGACGCCCGGCAUCCCCAGCUUCGAGAGCCUGGCGUUCAAGAACCGAUCCACGGGACACAUAGACUCCCUCUGGAGCCCGCUGUACAUCGGCCUGUACGCCAGACACCUGCAGCGAUGGCUGGCCUACUUUCCGCUCUCGCAGAUGCACUUCGUCCACGGAGAGAGGCUGAUAAGUGACCCGGCGGGUGAGUUGGGCCGCGUGCAGGACUUCCUCGGCCUGCAGAGGAUCAUCACCGAUAAACACUUCUACUUCAACAAGACCAAGGGCUUCCCUUGCCUCAAAAAGCCAGAAGGCAGUAGCAAACCCCACUGUCUGGGCAAAACCAAAGGCAGAACGCAUCCCAGAAUCGACCCGGAGGUCAUUCAGAAACUGAGGGAAUUCUACCAGCCUCACAACCUCAAGUUCUACCAAAUGGCAGGCAUGGACUUUGGAUGGCAGUGAACUUCUCUAAUGGCUCCACACUGCGGUUCUUGAGCGUGAGCUGGUCUGAAUGGGAUCGAAGUGAAAACCCUAUCUAUAAGGACGGUCGAUGGCUCGGUAGCUGUUCAAAUCAAUGCGUCUGCAGAUAAUUAGAGGGUCACAGCAGUCUUCUCAUACCGUCGGUGUGGCUCCGUCUGAGGGAACUGACAGCAAUGACCUUAAAUCUUUGGUUUAAGUAGCACUUUUCUGCUCUUGCCGUUUUGAUGUCUUUUUAUUAUGUUGCUCGGUCAAGCAUCGUUCAUAUCGAAAAGAGUCUGAAAUAAACUGUGUAGCAUAGACAUAUUUGUCAUUGCUGCAGUAUUUACACUGAACAGAAAGAAGCAUUCAUCUACAAUCACGUUACACAUCCAGUGGCUCAAACUGGUUUUGAUUGUGUGCUGUAACUGGUUCAGAUGUAGAUGCUAUUUCCCUCUGCAUGCAUGCAUUUCCACUAGUCUGAAAUGCAGCCCA